AAAUAAAGGUUAAGAGAGUGGUGAAUUGGAAUAUGGUGGCACUAACAGUGCUGGGAGUGUUGGCUGUUGUGUGGGGUGUGUACACCGUCUGGACGUGGUGGCGGGAGAGAGAAAUGCUUCCAAGGCUUGUAGAUAAAACAGUCCUUAUCACGGGAUGUGACUCCGGCUUCGGGAACCUCCUGGCCAGGCGGCUGGACCAGCUCGGCCUGCGGGUGUUCGCGGGCUGUCUGACCGAGGCCGGCGUGGCAGAGUUACGGCAGUCCUGCUCCGAACGGCUGCAGCCGAUCCGGAUGGACGUCAGCAGCUCAGACAGCGUGCAGCAGGCCUUCCUGGUGGUGACGAAUAGUGUGGGGAGCAAAGGACUUUGGGGUUUGGUGAACAAUGCUGGGAUCUUUGGACCAUUAGGAAGCGUUGAGUGGCCUUCCAUAGCCGAUUACCAGGCAGUUUUGAAUGUCAACCUUCUUGGGAUGAUUGACGUCACCAGAACCUUCCUGCCGUUGUUGAAGAAGACACAUGGUCGCGUCGUUAACGUCUCCAGUGUUGGCGGGAGGCUAGCAGCCCCGUCCUCCACUCCAUAUUCUGUAUCCAAAUAUGGCGUGGAAGCCUUUUCCGACGCCCUCAGACGGGGCAUGAGGUGUUUUGGGAUCAGCGUGCACAUCAUUGAACCCGAAAAAUUUAGCACAUCGAUUGUGCAGGAGGAGAACGUUAGGAGGAGUUUGCAGCGCAUGUGGGAGUCCCUGUCGUCGGAUAUGAAGGCGGAGUAUGGGAAGGACUAUGUGGACGAAAUUCUUAAAGGAUACAGCGAUGGCAGUUACAAAGACCCCACCAUCGUUGCCAUGGCAAUGGAGCAUGCGCUGUGUGCUGCCCGCCCCAGAAGUCGGUACGAGGUAGCCUGGGGAGCGCGAUGGGUCGCGAUGCCGCUGACGUGGCUGCCGACUGAUGUGGGAGACUACGUCAUCAGGCUGAUGCUUCCAUGGAUGACACCUGUCCCUGCCGCUUGUAGGGAAGGGAGGUAAAAUAUCUAAGGGUGAAUAGCAAAGUUCAAUGACUGUGUACACCAGAUGAUGAUGAUGAUGACACAAGCAGAACGUUUCAGUGACCGUCUGUCACCUUCCUCGGGGAAAUACUGACUAUUGUUCUACCAUAUGCACUGUGUCGCUGUAACAGUGAAGCGUUUAUACAUUAACACGCCACCUUUAAUCCAGUGGUUGUGCUAUGAACGUUUGAUACCAGUUCCUGUGCGCUGUCACUUAGUUAUAAAGUUGUAGUAACCUACUUACAGGAACUUUAUUAUCUUCUUAGUUUCUGUGUAAGUUCGGUGACGGAUCUGAUAUUGUACACCAGAGUAGUUCUAAGUAAGGUUGCACUCAACUAGUGACUCUAGUCGCAACAACCACGAUGCUUUGCGCGUGGCCUUGGUUCUCUUCGGAAGUGAUCUAUGCCACUUUAGACACGU
This is a messenger RNA of Branchiostoma floridae (Florida lancelet), 1456 nucleotides long. RefSeq names its product retinol dehydrogenase 16-like. Lineage: Eukaryota; Metazoa; Chordata; Leptocardii; Amphioxiformes; Branchiostomatidae. The record is from RefSeq and is a predicted model, not a curated record. The transcript is spliced from 6 exons. The coding region runs from base 33 to 1016 and encodes 327 amino acids. Gene Ontology annotation, molecular function: oxidoreductase activity.